Molecule: messenger RNA, 4210 nt
Organism: Gymnodraco acuticeps
Lineage: Eukaryota; Metazoa; Chordata; Actinopteri; Perciformes; Bathydraconidae
Product: protein MB21D2-like
Exons: 9
Coding region: 1-1098 (365 amino acids)
Source: RefSeq, a predicted model, not a curated record
AUGUUCCCUCCAGGUGCAGCUAAGAAGAGCCUCUCCUCCUGCAGAGAACUCAUAUCCACAUGUUCCCUCCAGGUGCAGCUGAAGAAGAGCCUCUCCUCCUGCAGAGUGCAGCUGAAGAAGAGCCUCUCCUCCUGCAGAGUAACUCAUAUCCACAUGUUCCCUCCAGGUGCAGCUGAAGAAGAGCCUCUCCUCCUGCAGAGUGCAGCUGAAGAAGAGCCUUCCUCCUGCAGAGGAGUAACUCAUAUCCACAUGUUCCCUCCAGGUGCAGCGACGAAGGCCUCUCCUCCUGCAGAGGUGCAGCUGAAGAAGAGCCUCUCCUCCUGCAGAGUGCAGCUGAAGAAGAGCCUCUCCUCCUGCAGAGUGCAGCUGAAGAAGAGCCUCUCCUCCUGCAGAGUGCAGCUGAAGAAGAGCCUCUCCUCCUGCAGAGUAACUCAUAUCCACAUGUUCCCUCCAGGUGCAGCUGAAGAAGAGCCUCUCCUCAUGCAGAAACUCAUAUCCACAUGUUCCCUCCAGGUGCAGCUGAAGAAGUGCAUCUCCUCCAGCCUCAUGCAGGCGUACCAGGCGUGCAAAGCGAUCCUCAUCAAGCUACUCUCGCGCCCGAAGGCCCUCAGCCCGUACCACCUGCGCAGCGUGAUGCUCUGGGCGUGCGACCGCCUGCCCGCCUCCUUCCUCCUCCAGGAGCACUUCUCCGCCUGCUUCCUGCUGGGCCUCAUCGACGACCUGCAGCACUGCCUGCUCAACAAGAUGUGCCCCAACUACUUCAUCCCACAAUGCAACAUGCUGGAGACGCUGUCCGACGAGGCGGCCAUGCUGCACGCCAGAAAGCUGUCCUCGGUGCGCUCCGACCCGGCGGAGCACCUCAGAUCCACCAUCGAGCACGCCAAGGCGGCCAAUCGGAUGACAGAAGAGCUCCAGUGGAGAGGAGGCAGCCAAUCGGUGCCUCAGAGCGACUCGGCAGCAGACAGUCCGCCCGACGACCGGCUGGCCAAGAAGCUCCAGCAGCUGGUGACGGAGAACCCCGGGAAGUCCAUCUCUGUGUUCAUCAACCCGGACGACGUGACCCGGCCGCACUUCAGGAUCGACGACAAGUUCUUCUGAGGAGACUGCUUUUACUCUUCUUCUUCUUCUUCUUCUUCUUCUUCUUCUUCUUCCUCCUCCUCCUCCUCCUCCUCCUCCUCCUCCUCCUCCUCCUCCUCCUCCUCCUCCUAGUUUAUGUUCCUCUGCCACAGAGGCGUGAGGUGAUCGUCUCGUUGUGUUUCACAGUUUUUUAUUUUUCUAUCCCCUCACUUUGUGCCCUGUGUUUUUUACCUUUUUGCUCGAUGCCUUCUCGACAAACAGCUGAUUAGCAGCAGGUCGUUUUAAAAAAAGAGGGACGAGGAAAACGUCCACCUUUUUUAAAUACGACGCGGCGAGUUUAAUUAUCAGGGAUCUCCGGGAGCGAGACGGCACCUGGACCUCCUUCAUUAACAACAUCCCAAAAACAUAAACAUGUGAUGUCUUCAUUAUAACUAAUUAUCUAGUAUUAUUAUGAAUUUGAGUGUUUUCACAAUAAUUAAUGACAUCGCAAUUCAUUUUAGGUCCUUAUUCCUCUAAAUUAAAAGAUCUCCAAUUCAUAUUGAGAUAUUACAUUUGAAUUAUGAGAUUCACAUCAAAGAUGAGACAGAAAUGUGAGAUUAAAACACACUUAAAAGAUGAAGUGUUUUACGAGAUAAAGCAGAUUUUUCUUUGUUUUUGUCUCAUAUCUCAAGUUAAGCUUCAUUGAACUCUUCGGAAGGUGAUUUGUUCCCUGAUUUCACAGCGAGCGUGCAGCAGCAACACGAUUGUUGAACUUUUAAUGUAAAAGAUUGUAAAACGCUCAGGAGUUCAGGAUGUCUCGUCUCUAUCCCGAAUCGGCAGCGUUCGUUUAAAGGUGGAUUUCGUCCCUCUGAGGAAUGUCUUAGUCCUGCCGGGCGACGAUGGUACUAACGUCUUAGAAGACUAACUGUAAAUAGAAGAAACGUGUAGACCGAGAUACUAAUGUGGACUACUUGUAUGUCUAAUUUUGCACAGAAUGUAAAAAUCACCACCUCGUGAUGCUGGGACAUCGCUGAUGGUCCUACUGGUGUUUUUAAACUGGAGGAAAACCACCAAGUACACAGGGAUACUGCAGUGAAACCUCAGUCUGCUUCAAACAUGCAGAUUGAGACGAUCUGCCAAACUACAACUGAGUAUUAAGGCGGUAAAAGAAAACAUUUACGGCUGAAAAAAGGGGUCGUAUUGCAAAAAAAAACACCUUGAAUAAAGUCAUAAAUUAAUUAAAAUGACUUUAGUUUAGUCUAAUUUGAUGAUUCUGGGCUAAAAUCACGAGUCAUUUUCUUAUUUGUUAUUGUAAUAGGGAGAAGAAGUUUAAGAAUAUUUCCUUUCAGACAUUUUAAAGUUGAUUUUGUUUAUUUAUUAGACAAAUGUUGUUGUUUGGCUUGUUGGAAACACAUCGAUCGUCAAAGAUAACCCAACCAAAGCAAGAAAUAAAUAGACGACCGCCUCCACUAUCAUGUAUAUAUCUGCUGCUACCAGUUACAGUUAUUUUAAAGAAGAAACACAACAAUUAAUGAGUGUUUGGACAUGUACUGGUACCAUUCGUCGCAAUGGUCGACGUAGGGUAGCGUCCCCGUCCCAAAAACUGCCCCGUGAUUCAGAUUUUCUCCAAAAUGCAAAGGUUUUUUUAUUCACAAAAACGUUCAACCCUUCCACCACUUGUGCAGUGUCUGACUUUCAUCAGAUACAUGACACAAGACCAGAAAUCAGAAAGUAAAUUCAUUAAAAUAAUAGUAUCAGGAGGUGAAGAUCUCCGCUGUUAGCUAGCAAGCAACGUUAUUGUUUGUGGAACCAAAUCCUUAAAUUUAAAUCCUAUUAAAAUGAACAAUGGCUUCUUUCCGACACCAGUGCCGUGGUACAUCAAUUAAAUACUGGGAAAAAAUCCCCUUUAUCAACAUGAAUGCACUGGAUUCGAUGUAGAACGAGAACAAUAGAGGCACCAGUAUUGAACCCUGUGGAACUCCACUCAGAUUUACGAUUUUUAAAAGCUAUGUUCAUUUUCAUAAAGCUAAAAUGUAAGUGCUGAGUUUAACAGCUGGUAUGGCUAGAUAUGUCUUAGUUUGAUCGAAGGGAAACACAUGUUCUAGUGGAUCAGGUUCAAUAUUCCCUCAUAAACGCAGCUUUAGCCCCAAAUCACGAUAUAGCGGCUAAAGCUGUAAUCAAGGUGCUUCUCCCUCUGUAUUCAACGUUAUCGCUGUGUACUUACUGUGUAUUUUCUCCACAGUUUAAUCUGCUUUAUGACCAUUAUCAUGUAAAGUGUCCCAGAAAAUAUUCCUUUAGACACGAUGUCACUGAUAUUUCACUUCCUGUCACCUUCCUAUUUGAUAAGCUUCACUGUAUUGUACGACCUCAUGUGUUUUUAUAAUGUUUUCUCUUCUGUUGUUUUAUUUCUGUUGUUAGUGUUUGAGGGUCCGACUCUCUUUCAACACAAUCAGAGCUCAAUCUCACAGCUACAAACAUCACUGUAAUACCUCUGAUAUAGGUUUUUUGGAUAAAGUUAACACACAUUGUGGUAAUAAUAGUUAGUUUCUCCUCUUAACAAGUGUUAAUGCUUAGUAAAAGUUCAUUGAAAAGCUUAACUUGCCAGCCAUCACACAAUAAGACAAUGUGGAAGAGCAGGCGAAGCUAUUAUGAAUAUCUACAUUGUGGAUUUGAUUGCCUCUAAGCAUCAUGGGAGUUGUAGUCUGUGUGGAGCUGGUUGAUUUGAAGGCGAGUCGGUCCAAGUUUUUAUGUUUUUUCGUUGUUUUCCGACAAACAUUUCCAGAAAAAAGCCAAAAAAAUAACCUGCAGACAACUGACUAGUAAUGUGAUCUCCAUAUCCUCAUCCUCAAGUGCAAUUAGUGACAACACACACACACACACACUCUAUCAAAGUGCCACACACACUCCUGUAAUCAGCGUGUUGUUCUCUGAGCUCAUGACCUAACCUUUUAACUGUGAGUUUUUAUUAUUAUUAUUGUUGUUUAUCUGUUUCGGCUGCUCUGCUUCGUUCUGAUGAUGGAUUUCUUUAUGCAAUGUUGACUUGUCUGAGUUAACCCUUCAGAUGGCAGCUCCCCCCCUCUCCAUCCCGUCUAAUGAAGUUCCUCCACUUUAAUUCACUGUACAGUAGAGUCAUCAUAAAGACUUUUAACCAGAA